This is a messenger RNA of Etheostoma cragini (Arkansas darter), 2279 nucleotides long. RefSeq names its product SH3 domain-binding protein 5-like. NCBI's taxonomy places the organism in Eukaryota, Metazoa, Chordata, Actinopteri, Perciformes, Percidae. Gene Ontology annotation, molecular function: protein kinase inhibitor activity. Gene Ontology annotation, cellular component: cytoplasm. The record is from RefSeq and is a predicted model, not a curated record. Gene Ontology annotation, biological process: negative regulation of protein tyrosine kinase activity; intracellular signal transduction. The transcript is spliced from 10 exons. Bases 673 to 2061 code for a protein of 462 amino acids.
ACUAUUUGAACCGUGUGUGGAAAACUGGAUAGUUUGAGAGCUGCUAUACAUCCCUCGGUUCCUUCCUUGUUUCCCUCCAUGCAGUGGAAAACUUUACCGCUUUUCCACUCUUCAUCUGCGUCACUCCAGCUGCCUCACAAAGCGACAAACCGUCGUUUUUUUACCCAUUCGUCUUAGCUCUGUGUCCUCUGUGUCAACAGACAGGCAGAGAAAGUAGGUUAUCUGUCACAUUCAUCUCCAAAGCCGUGGGGAAAUGUGUGUAACAUCUGACUGUAUUUCUGCAUAACAAAGCCAGCUGAGGCCGAUGUAAUAUUGCUGUGCUGUGGAACUUUAACUAACCAGAUGGUGAAUGAUUACGAAACUUGCAUUAUACUUGGCUACUACUCACGUAGCCCCAAUGUGUGUGUGUGUGUGUGUGUGUGUGUGUGUGUGUUUGUGUGUGUGCGUGUGUGUGUGUGUGUGGGGGGGAUCUCCCAGCGGUCAGACGCGCUCCUCUGCGUACAGCGGACCCCCUUUGGUCCUGUAAUCUCACUGGAACCGAAUCAUGGAGCAUGCAAUGUGCUCUGUGUAAAGGUUAGGGAAUGCGGAUCGCUGCUGGAUAACCCUUCUGUCCAGCACCCCGGGGUCGCGCUUUGUUUGCACUGAAGACCGGGACCACAUUAAACCUUGAAAAUGGAUCCUUUACGAAAUGGGAAUAAUUGUGAGGAGGACUCGCAGUGUCCUGAGGUGGAAGAAGAACAAGUGGAUCCAAGAAUCCAGGGAGAACUGGAGAAGUUGAACCAGUCCACAGAUGACAUUAACCGCUGGGAGAGUGAGCUGGAGGACUGCCGUCAGCGGUUUCGUGCCGUGCUGGUUGAAGCAACGGUGAAGCUGGACGAGCAGGUGAAGAGGAUCGGACGAGCUGUGGACGACUCCAAACCUUACUGGGAAGCUCGCAAAGUAGCAAGACAGGCCCAGGUUGAAGCCCAAAAGGCCACUCAGGAGUUCCAGCGGGCGGUGGAGAUCCUGCGGGCAGCCAAGGAGACCAUUGCCCUGGCCGAGGAGAGGCUUCUGGAAGAGGACAGCCGCCAGUUUGACUCUGCUUGGCAGGAAAUGCUCAACCAUGCCACACAGAGGGUGAUGGAGGCCGAGCAGGCGAGAACACGUAGCGAAGCUGAACACAGAAAAACAGCAGCCAAUUACAAUUCCUGUAUCAGCCACAUGAGGCAGUUAGAGAAGAAACUCAAACGCUCCAUCAACAAAUCCAGGCCGUAUUUUGAACUGAAAGCCAAGUAUUAUCUACAGCUUGAGCAACUAAAGCGGCAUGUUGAUGAGCGUCAGGCCAAAUUGGUGGUGGCCAAGGCCAACUACCGCGCAGCACUACGCAACUUAGAGAGCAUCUCUGAAGAGAUCCAUGCCCAGCGACGCUCCCUCGCCAUGGGAACCAGGGAGCAGGGUGUUGGUGCGGAGGGUGAUGGGGGCAACGAGGACAUUGCUAACUUCAAGAUGGAGUCAGACGGUCUGUCUAUGGUGUCCGUAUCAAUUGACGAUGAGGGCAGUCACAGUUGCAGCUCAGAGGAGGAGACCGACCCUCACUCCGCCUCCUCCCCCCGAGCUAUGCCCUCCUCACCUUCCUCAUCCUCCUCCCAACCUUCCACCUCUGCCUCCACCCCUCUGGACAUGCCCUGCCCUCACACCUCCUCCACGCUCCACACCUCCUGCUCGUCCCUCUCCUCCUCUUCCUCUUCAAUCCUCGACUCCUCCUGUCCCGGUGGACUGGAGUUAGUGAGCCCAUGUAGCUCUCAUGACCCAAACUCAGUGUGGGGUUCAGGGCAUGCAUCCCCUCUCUUGGGCCCCCGCAGCCAGUGCAGUGGUGCUUCCUCCCCAGACUGUGACCAGGAGAGAGGUGACAGAGCAGAGGGAGCCGAGGCGACGCUAGAGGCCGGUUUAAACAAGCUAACAUUGACUGUAGCACAAAAACAAGAGGGGGACUCUGGGGACGAACAAGACGCCGAUUUUAUUAACCCUGAAACUUCCACUCCCAGCUCAGCCACUACCAUUCUGUUACUUAACAGUGCCUAAUGAACUCACUGUGCCCAGCUUCAAGCCUCUAACCGGACUCUGUGACAGAGGACGUGGAACGCAGGAUGAAAUGCUCAAUCUAAGCCAUGAUAGAGCAACCUGCACACUCCAAGUUCCAUCCAACUUGACAUUAUGUCUCCAUAUAGUCUAAACAUCUGAUGGUGCCAUAUUAAAGGUGCUAUAUGUUGUAUAUGUCAGUACAUUGUCAAAUACAUUGU